Molecule: messenger RNA, 4290 nt
Organism: Micropterus dolomieu (smallmouth bass)
Lineage: Eukaryota; Metazoa; Chordata; Actinopteri; Centrarchiformes; Centrarchidae
Gene: frmd4ba
Product: FERM domain containing 4Ba
Exons: 24
Coding region: 1-3069 (1022 amino acids)
Biological process (GO): establishment of epithelial cell polarity
Cellular component (GO): cytoskeleton; bicellular tight junction; adherens junction
Source: RefSeq, a predicted model, not a curated record
AUGACCGAGGGCCGUCUGUGCCAGGUUCACCUCCUUGAUGGCAGGAAGCUGGAGCUGCUGGUUCAGCCCAAGCUGUUGUCCCGUGAGCUGUUAGAUUUGGUGGCCUCGCAUUUUAACCUGAAGGAGAAAGAAUACUUUGGGUUGUGCUUCAUAGAUGACACUGGCCAGAAUAACUGGCUCCAGCUGGAUCGUAAAGUCCUUGAUCAUGACUUCUCCAAGACUGCAGGGCCUCUGGAGCUGAAGUUCCUUGUGAGGUUUUAUAUUGAGAAGAUCACCUUCUUGAAAGAGAACCCAACAGUGGAGCUGUUCUUCCUGAACGCUAAAUCUUUAGUGUUUAAUGAGACCAUCGAAGUGGAAAGUGAAAAUGUUUUCAAGUUAGCCGCAUUCGCAUUGCAGGAGGCCAAAGGAGAUUACACCAGUGCUGAGACUGCCAGAUCAGACCUGAAGCAACUCCCAGUUCUUCCCACCAGAGUAUUAAGGGAGCAUCCAUCUCUCAAUUACUGUGAGGACAAAGUGAUUGAACACUACAAGAAACUGAAGGGGCUGACCAGAGGACAAGCCAUUGUACAGUAUCUGGCCCUGGUGGAGUCCCUGCCGACAUAUGGAGUCCAUUAUUACCCAGUGAAGGACAAGCAAGAAAUACCAUGGUGGCUAGGAGUUAGCUACAAAGGCAUUGGCCAGUACGAUUUGCAGGAUAAACUGAAACCAAGAAAGUUGUUUCAGUGGAAGCAGUUGGAGAAUUUGUAUUUCCGAGAGAAGAAAUUUGCUGUCGAAGUGAACGACCCGCACAGGAGAACAGUGACCAAGCGAACUUUCGGACAGUCUAGUCUGGUUAUUCACACAUGGUAUGCCAGCCACUCUCUGAUUAAAACCAUCUGGGUGAUGGCCAUCAGUCAACACCAGUUCUACCUGGACAGGAAACAAAGCAAAUCAAAAAUGACCACAACCAGGAGUUCAGGAGACAUCGCCAUGGACCUCACAGAGAUCUGCGCCCCGCGGAUCAGUAAACUUUCCAGCAUUGAGAGCAAAGACCAGCUUAUCAUGGCCAGCAACGGAAGCCUCAUCUCAGCCGGUUCUGCUGACUCUGAAGUCAGCGAGGAACAGAAGAAAGAAAAGAUUGCAGAGUUGAAAAAGAAAGAAAAGGGUCUUCAAGAGACACUGUCAAAGAAACUUGAGGAACUGAAGAAGAUCUGCAUGAGAGAAGCUGUGCUUACGGGCAGAUUGCCUAAAGAGUAUCCCUUGGCCACAGGUGAGAAGGUUCCUCAGGUACGACGGCGUGUUGGGACAGCCUUCAAGCUGGAUGACCUUUUCCCCUAUGAUGAGGACCCACAUCUGAGGAAUCUGGAGAGCAUGUUCGCCUUGCAGCAGAAGAUCGUGGAAGCAGCCGUAAAGUUAUCCAACGAGGGUGAACUCAGCAAGACGGUGAAGAAAAAGAGGAGAAACAACUGUCUGGAUGCAAUGAGGAAGCUGGAGGAGAUCGAGAAGGAGAUCAACACCUACAGGAUCAAGAAAGGAAAGACACCCACUCAGAGGGCCUCACUGAUCUUAGCAGAUGAUGUCAACCCUUCAGACCUCAGCUCUCUAUCUGACAGCCUCACUCUGGAUGAUGAUGAUGAGCCUGCUACCCAGAGGCAGCGGUCCAGAUCGGUUCAGUAUUCCCCGAGACCACACCAUGCAGAAACUCUGGACAUCCACUACAGCCAAGACAGACAUGCCUCUGCCAAUGACCAGCAUGCAGACUGCAGAAUAAAUUAUGAUGUCCAGGAAUCACUACAUCCCUACAGUUACCGUGAUGCCUUAUCAAGCCACAGAAGCCCGUAUAAACCGGCUUCCAGACAGCCACAUGAUGCCCGCAGCAUGCCCCCUACCCCCCUCCUCACACGCAACGCUUACAGCAGCACCCAGCUCAGAUCAGAGGAUGCACCACAACAUUUCCGCCAGCGUAGCGGUAGUCUGGAGUCCCAGUCUCAGUUCCAGACGGAAACCGAACCCCCUGUGCCAACGCUCACCUACUCCACAGCCCGGCGCAGCAACAGCACUGAGGUCCUCGAUGAUGGCUCCUCCUAUACAAGCCAGUCCAGCGUAGAGUACAGUGUCCCCGGUAACCCCACCCACAGACGCAGAGCUCGCGGCCGCCACAGAAAAGACAUGUAUGCCAACACGGGCAGCAUGCCCAACCUGGCUCAGCCAGACACCCGCUGCUACGCCUACCAGCCUCGGGCCAGACCCACCACGACAGCCUACUAUGUGACGGGCUAUCCAAGCUACGCAGAACCAGAGUCUUACUCCAAUGGACUCUACAUGUACGACAGUGAGAUGGAAGGACACUAUAACGUCAAUCCUUCCUACCACCCAACCCCAACAGCUUAUCAUAGCCACGAUAUGCACAGUCACUACAGUAACGACGAGAUAGAUGGCAUGUCACAGAACCUGUACGCCACGCUGCGGCCAUCCAGGAACCGCCCGGUGCCCCGCAGCAACGAGCAGGUCAGUAGGAACAUCCAGAAGGCUUUGGUGUCUGAACACUUGAGAGGCUGGUACCAACGCAACGCUGCACACAAACAGACAGCAUACAGCUUUGACAGAGGCUCCCAGCAGAGCGUGGGCUAUCAGACCAUGCCUGCACCCUACAGCCACAACAACAGAAACACCUCCUACUCCACAGUGUCCUCCAGUGGAAACUGGCACAGCCACAUGAGUGGUGGUAUGUCAGAAUACGACAUGCCCGUGCAUGCGCCGCAGUCCUACUCUUACAGCACAGCCCCCUACAGCCACUCCGCCCACAACAGAUAUGGCACCUCCCAGCUCUUUAAGGGCUCCUGGCACAGCCCUGAUGGCCAGAGGCGCUGUGCCCUUUUCCCUGCUAGCUCUUCCUCCUCUACCUCCUCCCUGCCCUCCUCUUUUCCCUCCUCCUCCCCUGGCUGUCGGGUCAGGCAGGUGACCUCCAACCAUGUGCAGCCACAAUCCUCCAGAGGGCACAAGCUCAGUAAGGUGUCCUUUGUGAAAGAUGUCCCCCAGAGUUUGAGUGGCGGAGCUGUGAUAGGAUGGCGUGCCCUGCGGGGCCUUUAGAGAGGUGUGGUGCUGUUGCCUAUGCUACUGACCUGGAAAAUUAACCCCCUCCCCCCAAUAAUUAAAGUCACAGCACAGAAGAAAGGAUCAUACAUAGAUGUCAGCGAAAUGGACCCAAACAUCAAUAACCAAAUGCACACUAACCCGGAGCCAGAAGACCAGAUUUACUGGCACGAAGAUUCAAAACCGGGAACAAUAGUGUAGCUGCCUAUCUGACAUCGUGCUGUAUUAACAUUUUACCAUGACAAAUUGUCAUUGUGCCUUAGACUGCACUUACCUGUUUUUCUGUUCAAGUGGAUCCAAAGAAUGAAGAAACUUAACUUCUGUGGAAUUCAGUGUGUAAAGAAAAUGAAUGCAAUUGCCAAACUGAUCACAUCCUUGUGUUUAACAAUAACAAAACCCCACAGGAGCAUCUACAUGUCUGGAUUGCUAGUGUUUGUGGUGAUGGCACUUGUGCACUGAAACUAUACCAGGAACUGCUGUGGACUGCGUGGUAUAGCCAAAGUAAAAACGUAGAAUAAACUUCAAGUGUUUCUCUGUAGAGAUGCCGGCUUCACAAACAAAGGACCAGGACUGUCUCUGUAAGAGGAUACUGAGCCGCAAUGAACAAUGAGAAUGACUCAUCCUGAUCUGCCACUUACACAAAUGUGUGAACCCUGUAACCAUGAAGGACUGGACAAGCAUUAAUAAUGACAUUAUUAAAAUGAAGGAUUGAACUCAUUAAAAAUGAGUCAAAAAGAUGGCUACUUCCUGGAAGAUUUUGCAGUCACCAGAUCCAGAUUAAUCGUAGCGUUGCUUGUAGCUACCACCGUGCUUCCUUGUAGUCUUGUUUGUCAUUUUAAAAAGUUUUCCGUUUUUCUCAGUCAGUACUUACAAUAUAGUCGAGUCAAGUGGAAUGCUUAUGAAUGGUAUUACCCAAAGUCACCAACUUUGAUAUCACUGCCACAUCUGAUCAGUCACUGCAGGAAGACAACAAAUUAUUUUUAACAUGGUUAUUUCAUCCAUGCUGGAAAUCAUGGACUGGUGCUCCCAAUUUCUCUAAAGAGAAUGAUGCUGUGUGUACAUGUUGGUAUUGUAAAUACACUGGUUCUGUCUUUUUGUUUUGUAGAGCAUUUUUAUGUAUUUGAAAAGCAUGUAAUAUAUAGUAAACGAUUGUUGUUAAGCUGGUUCUUAGUAAUUUGUAUAAUUGCAUUUGUUUGAAUAAAAAAAACAGCAUUUGAA